Molecule: messenger RNA, 1308 nt
Organism: Microbotryum saponariae
Lineage: Eukaryota; Fungi; Basidiomycota; Microbotryomycetes; Microbotryales; Microbotryaceae
Source: the annotation of a GenBank genome assembly
AUGCACGUCGAGCUAGCGGCCUGUAGGCAUUUCCGCAUUGAAAUCGGCCUCAAUUAUUUGCCGCAGCGAGCGGUGAUAACAAACUAGGCCGAACUGGACCGAACUGCGCCAACGCAAGUGUUCGCUCUCUCGUCUGCUUUAUACCCAUCUCUCCCUCGAUCCACCAUCACCGAUGCUUCUUCAUUUCUUCCCUCCGCUGUGCCCUUGCAGUGGGUUUGGGAUUGCUAUGCUCGUUAGCCAACGCCGCCACUCUUGACGAUUCGUUUAGGCGCCAUGCGGACAAAAACGUGAGUCCAUAUGCUUCGAACAUAGUCCGCGAAACAUCUGCGAUGCCUUGCCCGCCGGAACGUAGCUGACUGACCCCCUGCUCAUCGAGGGUCGCAGACGAAACCCUCAACCGGGCCCUGCGUUGAUGACUGGAAUCGCACGCUCAACGUGUCUGGGAAUAACAGGGAUAUCUACGUUGCGCUUUACAACAAUAAUUGCCUGUGUGGCAGCCAGGACUGUUUCACGCACUACUCAAAGUGCCUGGAGAGCAGUACGUUCAGUCGCGCCGAACGUUCGGCGGCCUCACUUCGGCCUAAGACGUCAAAAACCUGAUCCUAGUCAGAUGUCCAAAACCAACGCCGUGUGCUGACUACGUGCCACCCUCUCCUGUGUCUCAGACACUAGUAAAAAGUCCAAGUGGAUCACAGACGAUCUCAAUCAAGGAUGCGAUGCGUGCAAGUCUGCUCAGAGUGAGUCAGCAGCAUGGUUUAAAUGUACCCGACUCGCGGGCUCGUGUAAGGAGAUGCCUUGCAGAGCUAUAAGUAGCCUCUGAGUAGUUUGAGCUCUUGAGUUCUAGUUACGACUUGCUUUGAGUCAGGUGGUCGAGAACGACAGAUUGUGUUGAUACAUAUAAGAGGCGCAUACCUUAUAGCUGGCCUUGUCCUGGACAUACCAGUGCUGACCGAUUUGUUUCUGAACAUUGAGUAGCUGCCGUUGGGUGUUGAUCGGCGUGGAGACGAAGAUCGUAUCGACGCCGUCGUCCCGCGAGUUGUCAUCGCAUCGAUCCACCAAGCAUCUCAUCAUCGGCAUCCUUCUUUCGUCCUCGAUUCGAGCCGCCCAUUUAUUUGUGCAUUUCCCCUCAAUCUCGCCAUCAUCCAGUUUACGGUCUCUUCAAGUCCCCUUCGCCAAGGUCCUUUGUCAAGUCCCUCCGUCAAGUUCCUUCGUCGCCUCGGUCGCAAGCGCGUCAAGUUUCCUCGUCGUUUGGUCUUGGUCUCUUUCUUUGUUGCACAAUCAUGGAGAAUGCACAGUUCUUCUACCUGA